AUGGCUAGUAACCGCACACGUCGCAUUGGCAAAGAGAUUGCCGACAUUCAUGCCGACUCGCAUUCUCAGAUCAAAGCCGAGCCUUUCUACAACAAUGACGACGUAACACACCUGAGAGGAUCAUUCCCAGGACCUCCAGGCACGCCUUAUGAAGGCGGUACAUACAGUAUCGACAUCAAAAUUCCUACCGACUACCCUUUCCGCCCGCCUACAAUGAAGUUUGAGACCAAAGUGUGGCAUCCCAAUGUUAGCAGCCAAACAGGUGCAAUUUGUCUCGAUACACUGUCGAUCUUGACGAUAAAAUCAGCUCUACUUUCAUUGCAGUCUUUGCUCAGCACACCUGAGCCAAAGGAUCCUCAAGAUGCUGAAGUGGCGAACAUGCUCCUCAAAACUCCCAAGGAGUUUGAACGAGUUGCGCGUGACUGGGCUGUUAUCUAUGCUGGUGCCCCCAUGAGCGAUGAUAAUGGUAGUGGGUACAGCGUGGAUGAGAUCAAACCCGGUGGUGAAGACAACCUGGCAAAAUAUGAUGGAUACAACAAGGAUUUGAUUGAUCGUUUUGGCAGCAUGGGCUUUGAUGUUGAACGUGUUGUGGCUGCCUUCCGAUUUGUCGGUGCCGAACGCAAUGGAGGUUAUGACUAUCAGCUGGAUGAAGGGAAGAUGGGUGACAUUACUGCCCACGAUAUCUACCGCUCCUCAUCUCAGUACCGACUGUGGUCAUACACCGAACCUUCACUGCAGUCUCUCCGGGCGACAACCAAUGCCGUUGCCUCUGAGCGCGUGCGUGCCGCCUUGCGCAGGUCUCGCGAAACUCAGCCGUCGGCCGCCUCCUCCGCCGCUGGAACACCACAACCGGCGAGUGAUGUGGACGGGAAAAGCAAAGAUGAAAAAGAAAUCGAAUGCUUAACACCAGAGGAGGAGCUUGUGCUCGUGCGGUAUUACUGCGAGAAGACAUUGGAGUUGGGCGAAACAUAUAAACCACCGAUGCCCACCAUGGCCCGAGCAACGGCGAUCCAAUAUCUUAGACGCUUCUACCUAACUAAUUCCCCCAUGACAUAUCACCCGAAGUCGAUCAUGGCGUGUGCGCUCUUUGUCGCAACCAAGACUGAAAACUAUUACAUGUCUCUCCGGCAAUUUGCUGAUGGCAUCCCUGGUGAAACAUCACCCGAGGACGUCAUUGCACCUGAAUUCUUGCUCAUGCAAGGUCUCCGAUUCACCUUCGACAUACGACAUCCAUUCCGUGGACUUGAAGGUGGUGUAAUGGAACUGCAAGCAAUCGCAGAUGGCCAGGGUCAACCGGCUCCUCAUCUGCCGCACGAAACCGCCGAAGAUCUCCAACAAGGGCUGCUGUCCAUUGCGCCUCCCCCUACUCCAUCGAAGUCGAUGUCAGAUCGAAUCGCCGUGGCCCACGGCAAAACGCGCGACUUGCUGAAAACCGCGGCUCAAAUGACAGAUGCCUACUUUCUGUAUACGCCAUCUCAGAUCUGGCUAUCUGCUUUCUUGAUCGCCGAUCGCCCAUUGGCCGAGUUCCUCCUCGACGUGAAACUCGGUGGCCCUGUCACAGCCACCAUCCCUACACCCGAAACAGACGAGAACGGCCUUGUGAAUCCACUAUACGAGAUUCGCUCGAAGCUGCACCGCGUGCUAACUGAAUGUUCCGCCCUCCUCCAGGCCUACACGCCCCUCUCUUCAGAUCCAGCCCAGAUGAAGAGUCUAAAGCGCAUUGCGAAGAAGCUAUAUCAUUGCCAGAACCCGGAGAAAGUCAAUUUGAAACGCGAGUCCGCUCAGGUGGCUGCCACCCAGACCGAUUCUGGGGCUGUGACCUCGGAGAGUGAAUCUGAGCGUCUGGCUGAAAAGCGAAAAUUGGAACAGGAGCAGAUGGCCCGACAGAGCAAUGAUGUUUUCGGUCCAGAGCUAGUACAACGGACCAAGCCAUGA
Molecule: messenger RNA, 1935 nt
Organism: Penicillium brevicompactum
Lineage: Eukaryota; Fungi; Ascomycota; Eurotiomycetes; Eurotiales; Aspergillaceae
Product: TFIIH complex kinase subunit CCL1
Exons: 6
Coding region: 1-1935 (644 amino acids)
Molecular function (GO): protein binding
Source: RefSeq, a predicted model, not a curated record